GACACAUUUGCAAGACUGUAUGCAACUUCUGGAAAGGCCAACAAAUGUUUGAGUUGCGGAUGAUUCCAGUUGUGUUUACUUGAGUCUCAAACAGCAAUUUCAAAGCAGUUUUCUGCCACAAUUCUUUGCACUACCUCCGGACUGUGUUGAUUGUUGGUGAAUCACCUAAUUCAGAUGUCCAAAAUCCUGUUGCCUGCCAACGACUUGGCAACAUAAACUCUACUCGUUUGUAAACAAAGCCCACAACCAUCCACGCCAAAUCAAAACGGCUUCAUAAUGGCAGUUCUUGGGCAUCUUGAACGUCCGAACUGUGAUGUUUUCGUUCGAUGGAGACCUCUGAGUGCAGAUGAGUCAUCGGGGCCGGAGCUGGAGUACAAGACAACAAAGCAACCUUCUGAAAAAGGAGGAAUGCAAUCGGUGUCGCUCAAGUCUCAACUUCGGAUUGGACCGCCUCCUAAGUUCGGCCGUCAUCAGACAUGGAAGAGUGGCGCAUCUUAUUCUCACGUAUUCCAGGCGGACGACAAGAACGAUGACCUUUACCAAAAGGUGGUCGCACCGAGUAUCCCACAGGUUUUAGAUGGGGCCACCUGUACCUUCUUUGCAUAUGGCCAUACUGGUAGUGGAAAGUCGCACACUAUAAUUGGCCCUGACUCCGAAAAGGAUGAGCAGCUCGGAUUAUGCUUAGCCGCCGCAAAGGAUCUUUUCCAAGCUCUUGAUGCCUUGAACAAAGAAAAUGACAAAAGCGAAGACAGCGACAAGCGUGAACACGAGCUGGGUGUUGCAAUCCGCGUGUUCGAGGUCAGAGGCAAGAGUGCAUGUGAUCUCCUCAAUGAGCGGACUGAAUGCUAUAUUCGCGAAGGCAGCGAAGGCACAGUGCACGUUCGCGGCGCCACCGAGUUACUGGAGGAUGGCAGAGUACGUGUACGCCCAAUCACCGCCAAAGUGUCAUGGUCGUUUGAGCAAUCUCGAGCAACAAUUUCCGAAGCCCUUUCUCUGCGACAAGUCGGUUCUUCUACCGUUCAUGACGAGAGUUCUCGCACGCACGCAAUCAUGGAGCUUGAAAUUGUGAAUCGAGCGCUGAUGAAUGCACGCGAUGCAGUCAUCGAACGGGAGUCUGAGCUUGUGCCUGUAGGCAAACGAGCAACUGAUGUGUACGUGGAAGAGCAUCAGGCGGCAUUGAUGUAUUGCGAAGGUACAUAUGUAAUGAGGCCCGACCGACCACUCAAUCAAGCGCGAAUCGACGCCGCGGAAGCCGAAAAACGGGAAUACGAAAGCCGUGUUCAAGCUGCCGAAGCCAAGGUGGAUGAGUGCUUCAAAUCUAGCCGGCACCCAGGCCUGGGAGGAAAAUUUGUUUUCGUUGAUCUGGCUGGUUCAGAGUAUUUUCACCAAGUCCUUGCGUCGUCAGAGAGGGUCGCCAAACAGAGCCCACAGGAGCGGCAGCAGGUCCGCCAAAUCAAUGCAGACCUCUUCGCGUUGAAGGAAGUGAUUCGCGCCAGAGCUUCCAACCAGGCACGCGUGCCAUACCGUUCUUCUCCGUUGACGAUGAUACUACGCAGCCAUUUCGUAGGUGCACGUGUUGGGAAUUCAGCCAUGAUUUUGACCGUGUCGCCUUCAGACUCUCAAUUUGCAGCAACUAUGAAUACACUGAGAUAUGGUGAUCUGGUAGGGAGUGCUAGGCUGGGUGAAUAGCAUUAGUCUCGAACAAGCAGUUUUUGAUUUCACUUUGACGAUGGCGAUUCAAAUAACCAACCAAAAGAUUCAACUACGACGGAGCUGGUGAUGGAAUGACAGGAAUGUUUUCGGGUGAUAGCUACUGUUGUUGUUGUUGCCGUCCAGCACAAGGAGUGACAAAGUCGAUAGUGGUGAAUCUGAAUGAGUAUUUCCUGUCAUGCAAUGCACCUUCGAGUAAGAACUAUCAUG
Verruconis gallopava is the source of this 1920-nucleotide messenger RNA. RefSeq lists its product as uncharacterized. The record is from RefSeq and is a predicted model, not a curated record. Gene Ontology annotation, biological process: microtubule-based movement. Bases 277 to 1689 code for a protein of 470 amino acids. Gene Ontology annotation, cellular component: spindle; microtubule; kinesin complex. NCBI's taxonomy places the organism in Eukaryota, Fungi, Ascomycota, Dothideomycetes, Venturiales, Sympoventuriaceae. Gene Ontology annotation, molecular function: microtubule binding; ATP binding; microtubule motor activity. The transcript is spliced from 3 exons.